AUGGCGGACUCGCCCACUGGAGAUGGAGUUGUGUCCAAAGCGCCAGCCGAUUUCUUGAAGAGUAUCAGGGGUCAGCGGGUGAUCGUCAAGCUGAACUCGGGGGUGGACUAUAAAGGUAUCUUGGCUUGCCUGGAUGGCUUCAUGAACAUCGCGAUGGAGCAGACAGAGGAGUACGUGAAUGGGCAGCUGAAGAACCGAUAUGGAGACUGCUUCAUUCGUGGAAACAAUGGUGGGCGGGGGUGGGCAGUGUGGCAUCGACUGCCUGAAUCGUGCGUCAGCGGCUCUUCCGAACCUUCCCACCACUCCCCGUCAUCUGCGCAGUUCUGUACAUCAGCCCACUGGCGUAGCCCCGGAGAGGCAUGCGUUUGA
Molecule: messenger RNA, 369 nt
Organism: Auxenochlorella protothecoides
Lineage: Eukaryota; Viridiplantae; Chlorophyta; Trebouxiophyceae; Chlorellales; Chlorellaceae
Product: U6 snRNA-associated Sm-like protein LSm6
Exons: 3
Coding region: 1-369 (122 amino acids)
Biological process (GO): mRNA splicing, via spliceosome; maturation of SSU-rRNA
Cellular component (GO): sno(s)RNA-containing ribonucleoprotein complex; U4/U6 x U5 tri-snRNP complex; nucleolus
Molecular function (GO): RNA binding
Source: RefSeq, a predicted model, not a curated record